Talaromyces proteolyticus is the source of this 1176-nucleotide messenger RNA. RefSeq lists its product as uncharacterized. Bases 1 to 1176 code for a protein of 391 amino acids. Lineage: Eukaryota; Fungi; Ascomycota; Eurotiomycetes; Eurotiales; Trichocomaceae. The transcript is spliced from 2 exons. The record is from RefSeq and is a predicted model, not a curated record.
AUGGCUUCUGAUACUUCUUCUACUGCUGUCAUAUCUCCCAAUCCCACGGCGCCAUCUAGCACAACCUCGUCGACGUCUUCGCUUCCUCCGCCAACAUCGACAUCGACAUCGACAUCGACAUCGACAACGUCAACAAGCACAAGCACAAGCACAAGUUCAACAUCCACCACUUCUUCGACCACAUCCACCACGACCUCUUCAACCAGCACAAGCUCUACGUCGACAACCUCAACGGCCCCGGAAACUACAUCGACGUCGACAACCUCUACAUCUUCUAUUCCUCCAACAACCGUCGUCGUGACAUCCACCUCUACCUCGGCACCAGAUACCUCUUCGACUUCAUCUACAGGGACGAUUACUUCAACCACCUCUUCCAUCCCUGCUGCCACGACCUCUGCUGCCUCCUCAGGUUCCCAUGGACUAUCGGCGCAAGGUACCAUUGCCGUGGCAGUGGUGGUCCCUGUCGUCUCUGUGGGCUUGAUUAUUUGCGUAUUAAUAUGGUGGUGGAGAAGGCACAAGGCAAACAAACUGGCAGAAGAGGAGCGCCGCAAAGAAGUGGAAGAAUAUGGCUUCAACCCGAACAAUGAUCCUACCUUGCCUGGCGUAGGGGGAGCCGCAGCGGCGAAGUCCAACACAUACAGUGACCGAUACGAUAAUGGGGAUGGUAGUUCAGGGUAUCGGGGCUGGGGGACAACUUCACACCCUCGUAACCCGUCUACCAAUCUGUCUAGUGGUGCUGGCGUUAGCAUCCCGAUGUCCGAUACUGGAAGUGCCGCGGGAUAUGGCCGCCAUACCGCGUCGCCGAACGACGCGAUGCAAUACUCUGACGGUACGGCGAGACCAGACUCGGGCGAGCUUGCUGCAGCGGGGGCGGCGGGUGCCAAUAAUGCUGACAUUCGCCGUGGAACGUCCAAUGCGUCCUCGGCUUACUCUGCCGGAGUUCACUCUGAGGGGUCGGAAGAUGCUCAUAUGGCGGCCGCGGGACAGAAUCAUUACUACGAUGAGAGCAACCCUUAUUACCAUGACGUGCACACCUCGCAGCCGCCAUAUGGCGAUAUGUCGUAUGGCACAGCAGCUCCAGUCAUCCGUGAUGUGCAAGCACGGCGCAACACGCGGAUCGAGAAUGCGGCGGUCUACCCACAACAAGGCAACGCUGGAAUCGCACAGAAUUUCUAA